Molecule: messenger RNA, 2110 nt
Organism: Folsomia candida
Lineage: Eukaryota; Metazoa; Arthropoda; Collembola; Entomobryomorpha; Isotomidae
Gene: Rap2l
Product: ras-related protein Rap-2a
Exons: 4
Coding region: 989-1411 (140 amino acids)
Biological process (GO): negative regulation of cell migration; Rap protein signal transduction
Cellular component (GO): plasma membrane
Molecular function (GO): GTPase activity; GDP binding; GTP binding
Source: RefSeq, a predicted model, not a curated record
UUAGUUGAGAGAAGGGGAUUUUGUGUGUGUGUGUUGCUUAAAAAACUCGAGUCAGUUUUCAGUCUCAGGCCAACUUGGAUUUGGAUUGGACACAUUUGUUUUUUCCUUUUCGUUUACAUACUCAUAUAAAUAUUCUCUAAUAAGAAAGACGAUAAAGAACGAAGGAAGAACAAUAAUGUCCUGAAAAUAAGGGGAGAUUUUAGUUUGAGUUUUUAACUGACUUGACGUGACGGUGGGAGGAGGAGGAGAUAAUUUUGAAGUUUUUGUUUUAUAUAUUUAUGAAUUGAAUUGAGAAGAAGUGAGUUUUUGUUAUUGUUUUUUGAAAAUUUGUGGGGAUAUAUAAAUUGGAUCGAAAUUUUGAGCUCUUUCUUAUACUCUGGACUGGACUGGACUCAAUUUCACACCGGAUUUGGCACUCACUCUUUAUCAUCAAAUCCACUCUCUGGACUAAACUCUGUGGGAGGAAAGACUUUUAAGUAUUUGUUUAAUAUUCGCACACUCAUAAAACUCGGUAAUAACUUUUUGCGGAAAUUUGCAUAAUUGUGACCCCUUCUUCAGGGUGUGAAUAAGACAUUCUCAGAUAUUUUCUACGAUACGAUACACACCAGUGCAAAUAUUAUUUUGCAGUCGUAUUUACAUAAAUAUUCGUAUGUUACACAUGUGGCUUAAAAAAGUGCAGUUUAAUCACAAGUGUUAAUAAAGAAAAAUCGCCGCCUUUUUGCCAAAAAUUUGCACAACUUCAAGUUUCUAACGGUUUUUGUACGUAAACACGCACAUGCACGUGAAUACGAACGGUUUAAAUUAAUUAGUGUGAAAAUUUACGGUGGUUUUUAGUGUUUGCGAAUUUAAAGUGCAAUUCAAUUUUGCAUCAUCAAUGACGACGACGACGACGUCCACGACGAACUGGUUCCUGGCCUCGGGGCUUAUCUUACAUUAGGACCGAUAAGAAGAAGAUAAGUGCUUGUUGGGGGGGAUAUUAAGGGGAAAUAUGCGUGAAUUUAAGGUGGUGGUGUUGGGAUCUGGGGGCGUGGGGAAGUCCGCCCUGACCGUGCAGUUUGUGUCGGGCUGCUUCAUGGAAAAGUAUGACCCCACGAUUGAGGAUUUUUACCGGAAGGAAAUCGAGGUCGAUGGGUCGCCGUGUGUGCUGGAAAUACUCGAUACUGCCGGGACGGAACAGUUCGCUUCGAUGAGGGACCUCUACAUCAAGAACGGUCAAGGAUUUCUGGUCGUCUACUCGAUCACGAACCAUCAAACGUUCCAGGACAUAAAGACGAUGAAGGAACAGAUCUCCAGGGUCAAGGGGAUGGACAGAGUGCCUUUACUACUAGUCGGAAAUAAGGUAAGCGAGAAGAUGUGUUGGAUCACUUUACACUAUUUUACUCCUAUCGGCACGAAUGCAAUAUUUGUCUAACCCAAAUUUGUAAGUGAGCGCAUAAUGCAUAAUGAAUGUGAGCAGAAUUUAAUGUAUGCAAAUUUUAAUCUGCUCUCCAAACAGUAAUGGAUGCACUUUUAGGGAACGUGCAUAAAGCAUGUGGUCAAUUUAUAGGAGGAUGCAGAGGUCAAAAUUCUUCGAAAAUCGAGUAAUGUACAUUUAUUUAGGUCAAAUGUAAUGGAAAUUUUGCAAAUUUUUGCUAAAUUUUGUAAAUUUCUGUAAAUUCUUCCAAAAUUUUUCCCUAGAUUUAUACACAGCCAAAUCUAAUGGAAAUUUCCCACAUUUUUGUUAAUUUCUGUAAAAAGUGUUCAAAAAUCUAGCCCAUAUUUUGUGCAUAGUCAAAUCUAAUGGAAAUUUUGCACAUUUUUGCAAAAUUUGUUAAUUUCUGUAAAAAAAAUUCUCCAAAAUCUAUCCCAUGCUUUAUGCACAGUCCAAAUUAAUAAAUUAGCUGGGCGUGGGUUCGUUCAAGUAGUGAAACGAAAUGGAAAAAGAAUUUGCGAAUGUAUUCAACUCGAUUUUUUUAAGUAGACAAAGAUUAAUUAAUAAUUGUGGUGGGGUGACAAAUUUUAUGCUGUAUAACACAACACACAACGUUGGGAAUUAUUAUUAUUAUGGGAAGAGGAGUUAUUUUUAUUGCGAAAUACAUUCAUAAGUAAGCUGCUCACUUUGCGAAAUAUG